CUCUAGUUGCUUAUUAUUAUUCACUUGAACACACAAAUUAACAUAAUUAAUCUACAAUAUAAUAAAAAAAAAUAGUCAAAAUUAAAGAGAAAAAAAUUAAUAAGUACAAGCAUUUAUUUACAAAUUUAAGUGACACAUAGAAAAGUUUAGUAGUACACAGUUGAUUAAAUCAAUAAAGUUAGAAGAAAAAAAAAAAAAGUAAAAUCUAAUAUUGGUUAUAUCACACAGACAUAUCUCAUAGUUGAAUAGAACAAAAAAUAAUAAUGAAAAUUGUUUCUAAUCUAUCGAAUAAUUGCUAACUCUUGAAUCAAAAAAAAAAAAAAAAAAAACUAGUGAGUUGUUAAAAUAAUUUACAACAUUACUGUUUGGUAAUUUGAAUUAAAAUUAUAACGAUAAUUAUGGCAACGAAAAAACGUGUACUGUUGGGUUGUACUGGAAGUGUUGCAACAAUAAAAGUUCCUGAAAUUUGUAAACAAUUAACAGAUAAUAAUAUUGAUGUGAGAAUAGUUGUUACUGAAAAUUCAAAACAUUUUUUAAAAUUAUGUGAAUUACCAACUGGUACACAAAUAUUAUCAGAUACUGUUGAAUGGGCUGCAUGGCAAGAUCGUGGUGAUCCAGUAUUACAUAUUGAUUUAUCUAAAUGGGCUGAUUUAUUUUUAAUUGCACCACUUGAUGCAAAUACACUUGGUAAAUUAUCAUCUGGUAUUUGUGAUAAUAUAUUAACUUGUGUUGCAAGAGCAUGGGAUCCAACAAAACCAUUAUUAUUUUGUCCUGCAAUGAAUACAAUGAUGUGGAAACAUCCAGUAACAGCACCACAAAUCGAUAAAUUAAAAUCUUGGGGUUACAAAGAAAUAAAUUGCAUUACCAAGACCCUCAUGUGUGGUGAUACUGGAAUUGGUGCAAUGGCUGAAGUUGAUACAAUUAUUAAUGCAACACUUAGAUCCCUUAAUCUUUGGGAAUCAUAUACACCAACUGAAAAACGUUAUAAUCAAAGUAAAUCUGUUAAAUAUGUAAAUUAAAUUUUAGAAAAUGUUCUAUGUUGAUGAUAGAUGUACGAUAUAAUAUACAGCGAAUAAAAGCGACCAUCAUUUUUUCAUAAUAAAA
This is a messenger RNA of Aphidius gifuensis, 1104 nucleotides long. RefSeq names its product phosphopantothenoylcysteine decarboxylase (gene Ppcdc). Gene Ontology annotation, molecular function: phosphopantothenoylcysteine decarboxylase activity; FMN binding. Gene Ontology annotation, biological process: coenzyme A biosynthetic process. Lineage: Eukaryota; Metazoa; Arthropoda; Insecta; Hymenoptera; Braconidae. The record is from RefSeq and is a predicted model, not a curated record. The transcript has 2 exons. Bases 399 to 1019 code for a protein of 206 amino acids. Gene Ontology annotation, cellular component: phosphopantothenoylcysteine decarboxylase complex.